AUGCAGCAAUAAAAAUCAAUCGACGUAAGAUUGAUAGUAUACAUCAUAGAUCGAAAUUAUUUCAUACUCAUAUGAGAGUACAACCAUAUUUUAUUAAAUUUCGGUUAAAAAUGGAAUUAGAUAAUGGAUUGUAUAGAAAAGAUAUUCAUAAUUCGAAGAGUUGAAUCGUAUUCUUGAAUUAACUUUUAAAUAAUUACCUUUAUUGCCAAAAAAAAAAUUGAUUACUUUCCUAGUUGGGAAAUCAAUUGAAUAAAUCAAUGAGCGCAAAUAUGGAUUAUAGCGUUAUUUAUAGACAUUAGUUUCUAGAUAAGAAAUUUUAGAUUGUGAUGCAUUUUAAUAAUUUUUAAAACUAAAACCAACAGAAUAAUUAAUUAAAGAAGAGUUAUUUAAAGAAAAUAUCUUUGAAUAAGUGUAAAGUCCUCUUAAAAUAAAAAAAUAAUUUGAUGGAACUUAAAAUAAUUAACCUAGUCCUCAGUAAGUAUUUGUUGAUAAAAGAGAUUAUCAAUAAUAAACUUCAUUUAUUGAAAAUUAAAUAGAAAAAGGAAAAAACAACUCCUUUGAAUAAUAUGAUAAUUAGUAAUCAUCAGAUAUCAAGUAAAAUUAAUCAAAUGAUAAUGCUGAAUUAAUAGUAUAAAUGAAAAAACAACUUCAAGAAUUCUAUGAUUAAAUAAAUGAAAAAGAUGUUAUUAUCUCUAAUUUUAAUCAAAAAGAACUUGAAACUUAAGAAUAUUAUAAUUAAUAAAUUUAUGAAAAGUAAUAUAGAAUUAAUGAAUUAAAUGGAUAAGUUAAUUAAUAUUAAGAAUCAUAUUCAGAAUUAUAGAAAUAGUAUUAAAAUAUGUAAAAUUAAAUUGAAGAGUUGAAAAUUAAACUUUAAAAAAGUCAAUAAUAUUCUGAGUCAUUAAAAUAAUAAUUUAAAUAAUAAUAAAAUUUAAUCUAAUAAUAGAUUACAUCAAUAGGUUAUGAUAACUUAAAUUAGAUAGAAUUAUAAUAAAUAAUAAUUGAGUAAAAAAAGAAAAUAGAUGAAUAAAUAUAAAUAAAUAAAGAAAAAGAAUUUGAAUUUAAACAUGAAUUAGAAAAACAUUAUUUAGUUGAAACUUAAAGAGAUGAAUUAUUUUAAGAAAAUUAAUUAUUAAAAGAUCAAUUAGAGGAAGAAUUAUUGCAAAAAAAUGAAUAAGAUGAAACUAUUGAUUAAUUGAAAUUAGAAAUGGAAUAUUUAUAAAUGUAAUUAAAGGAUAAAUAAGAACUUUUAGAUAUUAAAAAUGAAUUAUCUUGA
Molecule: messenger RNA, 1273 nt
Organism: Paramecium pentaurelia
Lineage: Eukaryota; Ciliophora; Oligohymenophorea; Peniculida; Parameciidae
Source: the annotation of a GenBank genome assembly